AUGGUAGACAAGAAUCUUCAAAAGAUUGAAUUUGGUGCAAAUGGAUCUGGCAAAUCAAACUUCUUUUCAGCAAUUCGUUUUGUGAUAAGCGACCUCUUUCAUAACCUACGUAAUGAAGAUAAACACGCCUUCCUCCAUGAAGGAGCAGGACACCAAGUUCUCUCAGCUUUUGUUGAGAUUGUAUUUGAUAACUCUGACAAUCGCAUCCCAGUCGAUAAAGAGGAGGUGCAUCUACGAAGAACAAUCUGGACAAAAAAGGAUGAAUAUUUUCUUGAUGGGAAGCAUAUCACGAAAACUGAAGUUAUGAAUCUUCUAGAAAGUGCAGGGUUCUCCCGUUCCAAUCCAUAUUAUGUUGUGCAACAGGGGAAGAUUGCAUCAUUGACUUUGAUGAAAGAUGCUGAACGACUUGAUCUACUGAAGGAAAUUGGAAACAAGAGAAACCAAAUAAUUCAAGUUGUGCAAUACUUGGAUGAGAGAUUAAGAGAGCUGGAUGAAGAGAAAGCAGAGUUGAAAAAGUAUCAACAGCUUGAUAAACAGAGGAAGUCUCUAGAAUACACCAUUUAUGAUAAAGAACUUAACGAUGCACGAAAGGAAUUGGUUGAGGUGGAUGAGGAGAGAAAUGCUAUAUCUGAGGAGUUAGUUAGGAAGUAUAAUGCAUCUGUAGAAGAAGAGGAAGAAGUAAAGAAAUUACACAAGUCAUUUAAAGAUUUGACCAGAGAAGUUCAGGGUUUGACUAGAGAGAAACAGACAAUAGAGAAACAACGAACAGUAGCUGUUAAAAAGCACACUGAAGUUGAGCUUGAUGUGAAAGACCUUGAAGAGAAAAUCAUUGGGAGUAGUAAAGCAAAGGAUGAAGCUGGAAAGCAGCUUGAGGUUCUUCAGAGAGAAAUCAAGGAAUCCACAUCAGAGUUAAACAAAACCAAACCUUUAUAUGACAAACAAGUUAAAGCAGAAGAGGACAUCACCAAAGAAAUUAUGAAAAAAGAAAAGCAGCUGAGUGUACUCUAUCAGAAACAAGGUCGUGCAACACAAUUUCGUUCUAAAGCUGCACGUGAUGAGUGGCUACAAAAAGAUAUUGAUAAGUAUAACAAGGUUUUGUCCUCAAAUGAGAAACAGGAGAAUCUACUGAAUGAUGAAAUCAGUAAACUUGAGAGAGAUAUGGAAGCACAAGAAGACCAUGUCCAAAAUCGUCAAAAGGAGAUAAAUGCUUUAGAAGCUCGAAUAUCUAGUUAUCGCAAAGGUUUCAAUAAGCAUAAGUCAAAAGGAGAUGAGCUUCAUGAUAAGCGAAAGGCUUUAUGGGGGACAGAAAGUGAAAUUACAGCUGAAAUCGAGCGUCUUAAAUCAGAAGUUGUGAAAGCAGAAAAAGCCUUGGAUCAUGCUACUCCUGGGGAUAUAAGGAGGGGAAUUAGUACAGUUAGAAGAAUCUGCAGAGAGUACAGCAUUACUGGAGUUUUUGGUUCACUUAUCGAGUUGCUUGAAUGUGAUGAAAAUUUAUUCACAGCUGUUGAAGUUACUGCUGGAAACAGGUUUUCACAAAGUCUUUUCUAG
Lactuca saligna is the source of this 1548-nucleotide messenger RNA. Lineage: Eukaryota; Viridiplantae; Streptophyta; Magnoliopsida; Asterales; Asteraceae. The record is from the annotation of a GenBank genome assembly.